Cuscuta campestris is the source of this 1528-nucleotide messenger RNA. Lineage: Eukaryota; Viridiplantae; Streptophyta; Magnoliopsida; Solanales; Convolvulaceae. The record is from the annotation of a GenBank genome assembly.
GUGGACGGAGGAAAUAUAAUACAGAGAGUAAUUGACAAAUUUGGGGUGCACAUAGUGCCAAUUUUUUGGUGUCUCACAAAAAUUUUUCUUACUCAAAAUGGUUUGGUCACAUCCUAUUCCACGGAUCACUAGCAAAAAUGAAACCAACUCCAACAUCGCUUCUUCUCUGCUGCGUCUUCUUUCUCGCGGGAUCCGCCGCCGCCGGGCGGCGACCCCACGUCAUCAACUUCCGAUCAGAGAACCUGUUCCCGGAAUCCUUCACGUGGGACCCGCAGUCCCAGCACUUCAUCGCCGGCUCUAUUCGCCAUCCGGUGCUCGUCUCGGUCUCGGACGCAGGUGUCUCCGAGACCCUAAUCUCCGACGCGUCUCUUCCCCCAAAUUCUUCGAUCCGCGGCAUCGCCUUGGACCGCGUCCACCGCCGGAUCUUCGCCGUCGUCCACCUCCCUCCGUCCCCCGGAUCUACGGAACCCUUCAACGCUCUCGCCGCCUACGACCUCGUCUCUCUCCGACGCCUCUUCCUGGCGCCUCUCCUCGACGAAGACGGAACCAAUCCCAUCUCCGCCGUCGCGAGCGCCGUCGCAACAGAUUUCACCGGCAACGCGUACGUCACCGACUCCGGGAGAGAUCUCAUCUGGAAAGUCAGCCUCGACGGCGGAGCUUCCGUGCUCUCCAGAUCCAAGUCGUUCGGGUCGGAUCGGGUCGACACCCUCAAACCCGGCCUAAACGGAGUCGUUUACAGCUCCAAAGGAUACCUCCUGGUGGUCCAAUCAAACACCGGGAAGCUCUUCAAAGUCGACGCCGACACCGGCGGCGCAAGGGCCGUUCUCCUCAGCACAGAAUUAACGGAGCCCGGCGGAAUCGCCGUCAGACGCGACGGGGUGGCGGUGGUGGUCAGCCGCCAAAAGCUGUACUUCCUAAAGAGCCACGAUGGCUGGAUGGAGGCAGCGGUAUUUGACGAAACUGCCCUCGAAGAAGAGAGCUUCGCCUCCGCGGUGACGGUGGGGGAUGAGGACAGGGUAUAUGUGUUAUAUGGGCAUGUCGACGAGGGCAUGAUGGUAAAUGCGGAAAGGGAUGAUUUCGUGAUAACGGAGGUAGAAUCAGAGACGGAACGGCGUGGGGAUAACGUUUGGAUAUUUGUUGUGAUUGGUUUGGGUUUUGCAUAUUUUAUGUUUUGGAGAUUCCAAAUGCGGCAUCUUGUGGAAAGUUUGAACAAGAAAAAAGUUUGAUGGAAUUCGAGGGAAAAUGAGAAUACAUUUUCAUGUCUUUGUGGGACUCAACUUAAAAAAAUGUAGGGAUAAGAUAUUAGAGGAAUUUACCUAAAUAGCACUUAAAUAUAAUGAUUUUUCCUAAAUAGUACUACAUAUGUUUUUCUUCCCAAUGUAGCACUUUUAGUCAUUAUGUAUUAGUCAUAAUGACUAUUUAGUGCAAAUAUUUCAAGAUAUUAUUCUCUCCAAAUGUUUGGUACAUUCAUUUUAAAGUCCCACAUAUCCGUGUAAUAGAAUUUCGCCAAUAGAUUACAUCAGUCAUU